AUGAUAGCGAUAAAGCCACUGCACCGCUGCCAAGCUACGAGAGUUCUUACCCGCCAGCUUUUCCCGUUCUCGUUGGGGCACGUCUCAGCAAAUUCCACUGCGGUUCAACCAACACCGUCGUCACCUAACAAAACCAAGAAAAGAAAGAAAGAGGAAAAGACAGAGAUCCACCCGGAGCCCGUUGACGCCACUAGCGAGCCUGCUUAUAAGGCUCAUUUUCUUGAAUCCAACAACGUACACCCGCUUCGUACGAAAAAUCCAGACGGUGAACCUGUGUGGGAUAACCCCAUCCGUCACCCCAUCUAUGAUCUCGACAAGAUCGCCACGGUAGAGCAGAUACAUCACCCCAUUACCAAAAUGCACGAUCGCGUCGCUUUAGUGGCGGUUAAGGCACUCCGUAAGGGUUUCGACGUUAUGUCGGGCUAUCGCGGACCAGGAGGCAGCAUGUCCGAAGGAGCCUGGCUCAACCGUUGCCUUUUUCUCGAGUCCGUGGCGGGCGUACCUGGUAUGGUGGGCGGCAUGUUGCGUCACCUCCGUUCGCUGCGGCUGUUUAAACGCGAUUACGGCUGGAUCCACACACUUCUCGAAGAGGCCGAGAACGAGCGCAUGCACCUCCUAAUUUUCAUGAACCUUAAGCAACCGGGUUACUUCUUUCGUGCGCUCGUAGCUGGUGCGCAGGGCGUCUUUUUCAAUACCUUCUUUCUCACGUACCUCGUAUCGUCCAAGACUUGCCAUCGUUUUGUGGGAUAUCUGGAGGAAGAGGCAGUUAGGACGUACACUCACCUACUUGAAGAUAUUGAAAAUGGCCACAUGGGCGUUUGGAAGCAGAAAAAGGCACCACUUAUUGCACAAACAUACUACAAGCUACCGCAGGACGCGUCUGUGUACGACAUGGUCAAGUGCAUUCGUGCCGACGAGUGCCACCACCGCGAUACAAACCACACGUUUGCAAAUUUGGACCAGAAGAAGGGCGUAAGUCCGUUUGUGAAUCGCCAACACUAA
Messenger RNA from Peronospora belbahrii, 1002 nucleotides. The record is from the annotation of a GenBank genome assembly. Lineage: Eukaryota; Oomycota; Peronosporomycetes; Peronosporales; Peronosporaceae.